CAGUUUACUGCUUUGAGUGAGUACGAUAAUGUUGGGUUUGUGCAAUAGUCAUAGGUUGUUUGUAGUAACUUUAGUGGUGCUUGCUGGGAUUCAGCCAUCGUAUUCUUCACCGACCACUCGGUACUUUCAAUUUAAUGUUGAGUGGAAGAAGGUAACACGUUUGUGCCACACAAAGCCACUGCUGACAGUGAAUGGGGAGUAUCCAGGGCCGACCGUUGCUGUCCAUGAAGGUGACAAUGUUGAAGUAAAGGUCACUAAUCGUAUUGCCAAAAACACUACCAUCCAUUGGCAUGGAAUAAGGCAACUGAGAAGUGGAUGGGCAGAUGGGCCGGCAUACAUUACACAAUGUCCGAUUAGAGGAGGGCAGUCAUACACAUAUGUGUUCAGUGUGAUCGACCAAAGAGGCACCCUCCUAUGGCAUGCGCAUUAUGGCUGGCAACGUGCUUCAGUCUACGGUGCCUUCAUAAUCUACCCUCGCAUGCCAUAUCCUUUUUCAGCAGUACCAAUCAAAGCUGAAGUCCCCAUUAUCUUUGGUGAAUGGUGGAAUGGAGAUGUAGAUGCAGUGGAAAAUGAGAUGAUGUUGUACGGAAGUGGACCUAAUAGUUCUGAUGCUUAUACCAUUAAUGGCUUGCCAGGACCUCUUUAUCCUUGCUCUAACAAAGAUACUUUCAUCCAGACGGUCGAGCGUGGCAAAACCUACAUGCUUAGAAUCAUUAAUGCUGCACUCAAUGAUGAGCUCUUCUUCGCAAUAGCUAACCACACAUUGACAGUUGUUGAAGUUGAUGCUAUUUACACAAAACCUUUCACAACCACAGCCAUUAUGGUUGCUCCUGGACAAACUACUGAUGUUCUGAUCACUGCAAACCAAAUUCCAGACUCAUCAGGCAUGUUUCUAAUGGCUGCCACGCCUUAUGUCACUGCCAUUUUCCCAUUCAACAACUCCACUACAAUUGCCUUUCUAAAGUACAAAAACACAGGGAAUGAAAAAUUUGAGGCCCCAACUUUGCCGAGGAGUCUUACACUUGGGAACCUUCCUGAAAUGAGAGACACUGCCUUUGCCACAAAAUUCUCUAAGAAGCUCCGCAGCCUUGCAUCUCUUGAGUAUCCUUGUAAUGUGCCCAAAAAGAUUGACAAGCGAGUCAUAACAACGAUAAGCCUUAACCUUCAAGAUUGUCCUGCAAACAAAACCUGCAAGGGCUAUGGUGAUAAGAGAUUCUCUGCUUCGAUGAACAACCAAUCCUUUGUUCGGCCUUCUAAGUCGAUAUUGGAAUCUUAUUACAAGAACCUCGCUACAGAUGCAUACUCGACUGAUUUCCCGGAAAAGCCGCGGAAUGCGUUUGAUUAUACCGGUGUCGAUCCGUUAGCAGAAAACAUGAAUGCAGAGUUUGGUACAAGGAUUUUGGUAGUGUCGUAUGGCACAAGUAUAGAAAUCGUGCUGCAGGGUACAAGCUUUCUUAAUGUGGAGAACCAUCCGAUUCAUGUCCAUGGCCACAACUUCUUCAUUGUUGGCAGCGGGUUUGGAAAUUUCAAUGUUGCCAAGCAUCCAGCAAAAUACAACCUGGUUGAUCCUCCAGAGAGGAACACGGUGGCAGUUCCGGCUGGCGGAUGGGCAGCAAUCCGAUUGAAGGCAGACAAUCCUGGAGUAUGGUUCAUACAUUGCCAUCUUGAGGAACAUACUUCCUGGGGUCUCUCCACAGCUUUCAUUGUCAAAAAUGGUCACGGCCACUCUCAAAGCUUGCUUCCUCCACCUGAAGAUUUUCCCUUAUGUUGAAACUAUAUAUGAUAUAUGAGAUUGGUGAUCAUUUAAGAAUUUUGUGGACAUUCCUCUUUAUGGAUGAAGAUCAUACAAGUAAAGCUAGCAUAUAGCCAGGCACCAUGGGCUACUUGUUUCACACUUAACCAGGGGACCAUUUGGAAACUGAACUUGCAGCAUAAUUCUGAGUUGUGGAUAAAUUUUGCUUAGAUGUUCUCAUGGAGAGCAAUGCUAUUUAGAAGACUCUUAUACAACUUCUAUAUAACUGGGAUAACGUGGCAGUGAAAAUCAACAUUUGAAUGAGGAGUCGUAUAGCAGUCUACUAAAUAGCAUUUUUCUUGUCAUGGCUCUUU
Molecule: messenger RNA, 2106 nt
Organism: Alnus glutinosa
Lineage: Eukaryota; Viridiplantae; Streptophyta; Magnoliopsida; Fagales; Betulaceae
Product: laccase-1
Exons: 5
Coding region: 29-1771 (580 amino acids)
Biological process (GO): lignin catabolic process
Cellular component (GO): apoplast
Molecular function (GO): hydroquinone:oxygen oxidoreductase activity; copper ion binding
Source: RefSeq, a predicted model, not a curated record